AUGGACAAACUCAUCCCAACCCCCUCCGCCCUCCAAAAGCACGGCUACCGCUUAGGCCCCCUAACAACAACCCUCAGCACAGCCCCCAAAACAACCGCGAUCGUCGCCCUAAAGCUCCACAAAACAGCCUCCGACAUGCUGUCCCUCGGCGCCAUUGACGUCCAAACAGGUAAGGUGCUCCUGGACGAGAUCUACGACGCCGAGAUCCCGGGGACAUGCUGCGUUGACCUUAACCGCUGCGUUGAGCAGGCACGUAGGGAUAUCUACAAGUAUGUAAAUGCAGAUACCAUCCUCGUGGUAUAUGGUGGCCAGGACGAGUUGAAGCUCUUGGAGAUCGUGCACGGUCGGAUUAUUGACCUGAAGGUUUUGGGCGUUGGUUGCGUUGAGAUUUUGGGGCGGGAUAAGCUUGUUGAUCAGGCGAGGGCGAUGGGGGAUAUUGUGAAUGGGUUGUUGCAGAGUUGA
Molecule: messenger RNA, 462 nt
Organism: Aspergillus mulundensis
Lineage: Eukaryota; Fungi; Ascomycota; Eurotiomycetes; Eurotiales; Aspergillaceae
Exons: 1
Coding region: 1-462 (153 amino acids)
Source: RefSeq, a predicted model, not a curated record